CACUCACACACGCGCGCCAAAGACUCCCCAAGAUGGCUACCAUGGAAACCGUCUUUGCCAAGUACAGCCAGCGGCAGGCAGUCUUGGAGGCCAGCACCAGCCCGUUUGCCAAGGGCAUUGCCUGGGUAGAGGGCCAGCUAGUGCCGCUUGGCGAGGCGCGUAUCCCUCUGCUGGACCAGGGCUUUAUGCAUAGCGAUCUGACCUACGACGUGCCAUCUGUCUGGGACGGGCGCUUUUUCCGUCUGGACGACCACAUUACGCGGCUGGAGGCCAGCUGCGCCAAGCUACGACUAAAGCUCCCGCUGCCACGCGAGGAGGUUAAGGACAUCCUGGUUGACAUGGUGGCCAAAAGUGGGAUCCGCGACGCCUUUGUCGAGAUCAUUGUCACGCGUGGGCUCAAGGGCGUCCGGGGUUCUAGGCCCGAGGAGCUCUGCAACAACAGCCUGUACAUGUUUGUCCAGCCAUACGUGUGGGUUAUGGAGCCCGAGGUCCAGCCUGUCGGCGGGCGGGCCAUCAUCGCGCGGACAGUUAGGCGCAUCCCGCCAGGCUCUAUCGACCCGACGGUGAAGAACCUGCAGUGGGGCGACCUGGUGCGCGGUCUUUUCGAAGCCAGCGACCGCGGCGCCACCUACCCCUUCCUGACCGAUGGAGACACCAACCUGACCGAGGGCUCUGGCUUCAACGUGGUGCUGGUCAAGGAUGGCGCGCUGUAUACCCCCGACCGCGGCGUGCUGCACGGCGUGACCCGCAAAAGCGUCAUUGACGCCGCCCGCUCCAACAAUAUCCCUGUCCAUGUGCAGCUGGUGCCUGUCAAGAUGGCCUACCAGGCCGACGAGAUCUUCAUGUGCACAACUGCCGGCGGCAUCAUGCCCAUCACCCACCUUGACGACCAGCCUGUCAACGGCGGCAAGGUCGGCCCCAUUACCAAGGCUAUCUGGGAUACCUACUGGGCGAUGCACUACGAGGACGCCUACAGCUUCUUGAUCAAUUAUGACGCAUGA
Messenger RNA from Phialemonium atrogriseum, 1001 nucleotides. Its product is annotated as putative class IV aminotransferase. Gene Ontology annotation, molecular function: catalytic activity. The coding region runs from base 33 to 1001 and encodes 322 amino acids. Gene Ontology annotation, biological process: carboxylic acid metabolic process. Lineage: Eukaryota; Fungi; Ascomycota; Sordariomycetes; Cephalothecales; Cephalothecaceae. The transcript has a single exon. The record is from RefSeq and is a predicted model, not a curated record.